AGUUCAGCAAAAGAAGUACAAAGCCGCAGAACUAUAGCAGAUGAGGAAGCACAAACGGGGCUAAAAAAGCAAUUUCCACCGGAAAACACGAUUACCGCAGCUACUGAACAGGAUUAUGAGGCCCCUCUACGCGAGUAUUCCAAGUUCUCAGCCUCUGUGUCACAAUUAUUUGACAGCACCUUUUUGAACAACAUAGUUGCAGCUGUAGAAAACGAGCCUCCACUCUCUCGUGAGGAACACCUACAGCAGUUGCGAAUACGCGCUGGUUUGGUUCUUAGAGAUGAACCAAGCCUUCAUGACUACUACACUCAAUCGUAUCAACAACAGCAGAAGAAAACCACUCAAGACCGCGUGAAUUUUACCGGUUCUCUUCCUGCCCUGAACACUCAGUCCAUACCCAAACCCAGUGGAGUUUUUGGAUCCUUCAUGUCGAGAGCUCAAAAUGCAGCGUCUGGCCUGAUGAAGCAGGUGAAUGUGGUAGCAGAAGCUGCGAAACAAGCUGUGUCUGAGGCACACACGAUCAUUUCGGCCGAAGAAAAACAGCUACAUCAGCGGCAACAGUCUCAGAAACCGCAGCUGCAGCGGCAGCACUCCAGAAAGAUCCCAGUUGGGUCAGAUAGACUAUCACAACAAGAAACCAAUCUCCCAGAGUUAACUCCACCCACACCAGAUGAUGCAAAAAAAAGUAGUGAUGAAGAUGUGCAGGGCAUUUUAAUGCCCUCAGAGUUUGUUAAUGAGGAGGAGAGAAAGGCAGCACGUAGGGCUUGGGGACAGUCGUCUUCAGUUGAACAAGAUGAUGAGGAUUUUGGCGAAGACAAUGUUAAUGUGGACGAUCGAGACGAAUUCUUUGGCGAUGAGGGUGAUAGUAAUCAAUGGAUUAAAUCGGAGACGCAGAAGGGUCGGCUGAGAUCCCGAAGGGAGGACCUAAUGAUGGGAGAAGAGGAGAUUGAUGAUGAGGCAUGGUUAAGGUCGCGUGACAAAGACGAACGUGCUGCCAUUCGUGCAAGGGAUGGAAUGCUCAUGGCAGCAGUCACAGGGAUUCAUGAUCCGAUGAUUACUGGACAGGACUAUUGUGGGGAUGAAGAUGAAGAUGAAGAUGAUGAAGGCCAUGUGGAGGACGCGAAUCAUAAGACUGCCAGAAGAAAUGGACGGCAGGGUUGGAACCAUGAUGGGGAUGAAGACGAGAUCCGAACACACAUGCAUCAUGGUAAGACUUUCAACUCCUUUGAUGUAAUAUCAUGCUGA
Molecule: messenger RNA, 1245 nt
Organism: Hydatigera taeniaeformis
Lineage: Eukaryota; Metazoa; Platyhelminthes; Cestoda; Cyclophyllidea; Taeniidae
Source: the annotation of a GenBank genome assembly